Messenger RNA from Mobula hypostoma (lesser devil ray), 3070 nucleotides. RefSeq names its product sodium/hydrogen exchanger 2-like. Bases 312 to 2711 code for a protein of 799 amino acids. Gene Ontology annotation, molecular function: sodium:proton antiporter activity; potassium:proton antiporter activity. Gene Ontology annotation, cellular component: plasma membrane. Gene Ontology annotation, biological process: regulation of intracellular pH; sodium ion import across plasma membrane; proton transmembrane transport. The transcript has 12 exons. The record is from RefSeq and is a predicted model, not a curated record. Lineage: Eukaryota; Metazoa; Chordata; Chondrichthyes; Myliobatiformes; Myliobatidae.
CGGGUCCCACGAGGUGCUGGAUGGUGGAGUCUGAAGACUGGAUCCUGCCCCUUCCAACCUCUGGGGAAUCUCCAUUCUCUCCCAGAGUUUAACGUUAACGUUGGUAGCCGACAGCCGCAACAGAAAGCAGCACCUUAGGACAGUGUAACCGGAACAAUAUGCAGCAACAAUAUUAAAAUAAAUAGUACUGUUGCAAAAAAAAAAGACAAUCCAGCUUUAAAUACCGAAGGCUGGUCUCGCCUUUGCAGGGAGCUCAGGCUGACCGGGUGCCGUGUGGAUUGAGGACAAUCUGCUCCACAGCUCCGGUCGUCAUGCCCCGUUGCAGUCUUUGGGUCGGCAUCUUAUUGUUCCAACUUUUAUUGUGGACCUUGCUCUUUGCUGAAACUGAACUGGACUCGAAAACUGCGGCGCCGAACAACGAGAGUGGCCAAUGGGAUUCGGCAGCCUCCAGCCAGCCCGAAUCCAAAGCUAUGCAGCCGGGGUGGGAGCCCGAGGAGGAGAGUGCAGGCGGCGCCGCGCUCAAGAUUUUCUCCAUUGAAUAUCACCACGUCCAGGUGCCCUUUGAGAUUACACUAUGGAUUAUGUUAGCGUCGCUGGCAAAAAUAGGAUUUCACCUCUACAUCAAGCUGCCCUCAGUCGUGCCUGAAAGCUGCCUGCUGAUAAUUGUGGGCCUGAUAAUGGGAGGGAUAAUGUAUGGAGUAAAUGAAAGGUCAGCACCUGUCAUGAGCACGGACACCUUCUUCCUUUACCUGCUGCCACCCAUCGUACUAGACGCAGGCUAUUUUAUGCCAAGUCGGCCUUUCUUUGAGAACAUUGGAACAAUCCUUUGGUAUGCGGUUGUGGGGACCAUAUGGAACGCUUUUGGAGUUGGCUUGUCCCUCUACGGGAUUUGUCAGAUUGAAUCAUUUGGCCUGAAGGAUAUCUCCCUUCUCUACAACCUGUUGUUUGGAAGCUUGAUCGCGGCCGUGGACCCAGUGGCCGUCCUGUCUGUGUUUGAAGAGAUUCACGUAAAUGAGCAGCUACACAUCCUGGUUUUUGGUGAAUCACUGCUCAAUGAUGCUAUCACAGUGGUUUUAUACAAAUUGUUUAAGACUUUCUGCAUCAUGCCCUCAAUUGCAGUGUCCGAUAUUUUGGUUGGAAUUAUCAAGUUCUUUCUUGUGGGAUUCGGAGGUUUACUUGUGGGAGUUAUUUAUGGAAUCAUUGCAGCCCUUACCACUCGCUUCACAGAGAAUAUCCGCGUGAUCGAACCUCUGUUCGUAUUCCUGUACAGCUAUUUAUCAUACCUGACUGCCGAAAUGUUGCACUUUUCUGGAAUUGUAGCAAUAAUAACUUGUUCAAUGAGUAUGAAACGAUAUGUGGAGGCUAAUAUUUCUCAGAAAUCUCACACUACAAUCAAGUACUUCAUGAAGAUGUGGAGCAGUGUGAGUGAGACACUCAUCUUCAUUUUCCUCGGAGUUUCUACGAUUGGGGACAAGCACGAAUGGAGCUGGCCUUAUAUCUCUUUCACAAUGCUAUUUUGCCUUGUCUGGAGAGCUGUUGGAGUUAUUUUCCUGACAUUUAUUGUAAAUAAGUUUCGUGUGAAUAUGGUGACAAAGAAGGACCAGUUCAUUAUAGCCUACGGUGGAUUGCGGGGAGCAAUAUGUUUCUCUCUUGUUUUCUUACUCCCAAACUUCCCUCAGAAGAAACUCUUCACUACAGCCACAAUCGUUGUCAUUUUCUUUACAGUUUUUGUUCAGGGCAUGACAAUCAAACCAUUGGUUGAGUUGCUGGAAGUUAAAAGAACAAGCCAAUCCCCUCCCACAGUCAGUGAGCAGAUUCACAUUCGGUUCUUGGACCAUUUGUUGGCUGGAAUCGAAGAUAUCUGCGGACAUUGGGGCCAAUAUUACUGGAAAGACAGAUUUGAAAAUUUCAACAACAAAUAUCUGAACAAGAUCUUUAUCAGAGAGCAACACCUUUCCAAAUCCAGCAUUGUUGUGUUAUACCAGAAGCUGGAAAAGAAGCACGCCAUUGAGCUUGCGGAGGCAGGUCAGCUGACCAGCGCACCGUCCCUGCCUUGUCUCCACAGCGAGAAAACAACUGAAGUAUCCAAAAGCCCAGUGCCUCCAGAAGAGCUUGAUAACAUCCAGGAGCUCUUGAUAAGAAACCUUUAUCGAAUUAGGCAAACGAUACCGUCUUAUAGCAGACACACCUUGCCUCAAGGGAAAAACUCAAACCAGGCAAAAGAAAUUUUUCUGCGUCGUCAAGAGAGUUUACUGAAAGAAGAUGUCAUUCGAAAUUCUCUAAAGAGGAGAUCGGUUUGCUUAGCUGAUGAUUCGCAAAAGAAAGGCAAACUAGCUCGAUCACUUACAGUUGGUGGAUAUGGAGGCAGUAAAAACCGUUCUGAAGAUCCACGCCCAAAGUUACCCAGGUCCAUUUCAGUGACACCUCAGCAGCCAAGCUCCACAGAGUGGAUCAAUGAGGAGGAUUCGGAGCACCUACAGAGUUCCGAGGAAAAAGAUAUGAAUCUGAAAGGAAGGGAACCGAACGAAACUAACAAUGAAACCAAGAAGUCUGAGCUAAAAUUAAAGAUUAGAUUUGCUCCUCCAACUACAACUGAAAAUGGAUUGUCACAGAGAGAAACCAGCAUUAGUAGGAGACUGUCCCAUGCGCCUCCAUUAAUGCGACAGUUUUCUGAACAAAUCAGUGAUGGAGAGACAAUACAGGAUGAAUAGAAAGCAUGUAACAUUGAUUCAGGAGUUGGAGGGAGUCAAGCUUACCUUAGAAACAGUUGUUUUCUCUCUGUUUUUUUCCAGUAUCACAUUACACUAUUUGCAAAUAAUGGAUUAGUGUCCUUUCAUCUCCCCCUCUCCCCCUCUCCCCCUCCUCCCCCUCUCCCACCCUCUCCCCCUCCCCUCUCUGUGUUUCCCCUCUCACCCCCUCUCCCCCUCAUCCCCCUCUGUGUCUCCCCAUCUCUCCCAAUCUCCCCCUCCCUCUCUCCCCCUCUCCAUGUUUCCCCUCUCUGUGUUCCCCUCUCUCCCCCUCAUCCCCCUCUGUGUCUCUCCCUCUCUCCCACUCUCCCCCUCUCCCUCUC